AUGGAGCAUAUUCUGCGUAGAUUGGGCAUGAAUUCUUGUUUUUCAGUGGACUCUCAGGGUGCUUCAGGUGGAUUGGCUUUAAUGUGGCAGCAUUAUAUUAAUUUGGAGAUUCUUCACUCUAAUAGGCAUUAUAUGGAUUCCCUGGUUCGGUUGGAUAAUGGAACUGAGUUCCACCUUACAUCUGUUUAUGGUGACCUUUUAAAGAGAAAAGAGAACAGCUUUGGAGUGAGAUUACGCUAUUGGGACAAGGAGAAGGAAGGAGGGAAUCGUCCAACUGCAAGGGACGUCACCCACUUUAGAAAUAUGGUGGAAUCCUGUGAACUUAUUGAUCUCCCCACUCAUGGCCCUCAAUUCACAUGGAGUAAUAAGCGGCAUGGUUGUGCUAACAUUCGCAUUAAACUUGAUAGAGCCCUUGCGAAUCAUGCGUGGAGAAGCACUUUUCCAAAUACUGCUGUGACUAUUCGAGCUACUCUAAAUUCUGACCACUGCCCUUUAAUCAUUGUUACUGAAGGUGGUAAAUUCCAGGGCCAGAGACCAUUAAGAUUUGAAUCAAUUUGGUUUCGACAUCCUGAAUACAAGGAUACAGCAUUGAAGGCAUGGGCACCGGUGGCUGUGACUGAUGAUACUCCCAUUCUUUUUAAGAAAAUGCAUAAGUGUAAGCCAAUUUUCAGGCGCUGGAAUAGAGAAGUAUUCGGCCGUGUGCAGACUAAAAUUCUGAAUUUAAAAGGGGAACUUGAAGAACUUCAAGGUGGACCAGUAUUUGAUGGGUACCAAGUGAAGGAGCAGGAACUCUCUUUAUUGCUGAAUGAGGAAUUGGAAAAAGAAGAGGAGCUUUGGAGGCAAAAGUCGAGGGUUUCAUGGUUGCAGCAAGGCAUUGAUCAAGAGGCUCUCCAUCUUGUCUUAGAGUCCAUCCAACCACAGGUAACUCAAGAAAUGAACUUGGCACUGUGUGCUAUUCCUACACUGCAGGAGGUACAGGCGGCUUUGGAUAAUAUGGCACCACUUAAAGCACCUGGACCGGAUGGAUUACCACCGGCUUUUUUUCAGAAAUUUUGGGAUUUUACCCAUUCUGAUGUGUAUGAUUUUGUUCGCAAUUUCUUCAUUUCUGUUUCACUUCGUUGGGACUGUAAUGAGACCUUUUUAUGUCUUGUUCCUAAGUGCACUAAUCCAGAGACUGCAGAUCAAUACAAGCCUAUUAGUCUUUGUGCGGUGGCUGUUAAGAUUAUUUCUAGAAUUAUGGCGAAUAGGUUGAAGGACGCUUUGGAGAUCCUUAUGUCACCUGUGCAAUCUGCUUUCAUUCCAGGUAGAUCUAUCUCAGAUUAUAUUUUUGUGGCACAUGAGGUCUUUAAUUAUAUUAAUAAAAAGAAGAAGGGUAAGCAUAAGUACUUGGCUCUUAAACUGGAUAUGCGGAAGGCUUAUGAUCGUGUUGAGUGGGAUUUUAUUGAGCAGCUGCUUCUCCGCUUUGGCUUUGCUGACCAUUGGGUGAACUUGGCACUGAGUGGUGUUGUUUCUUCUGCUGAGGUAUCAGGUCUUGUUAGGGGUAUUCGGGUUCAUAUGCGAACGGCCCCUAUCUCACAUCUCCUUUUCGCGGAUGACUGCUUCCUUUUUUCACAGGUGAAAGUGGAUGAGGCUGGAAGGCAUUUCAAUGGAUGGAAGAAUAGGCUUUUAUCUCAUGCAGGGAAGGAGACAUUGUUGAAGUCAGUGGGUUUCUCUCUUGCGAAUUAUGCGGCAUCCCAUUUCAAACUUCCUGCUACGCAUCAUAAUCAGAUUAGGAAAGAGGCAGCCAAGUUCUUUUGGGGAGAUGGGUCUGAUAAGAGUAAGAUCCAAUGGAUUUCAUGGCUAUGCCUAUGCCAAUCCAAGGAACGGGGUGGGUUGGGAUUCUGUGAUCCAUCUUUACAUAAUAAAGCAUUGCUAGCUAAGGUUGCUUGGAAGAUGUGGAAAGAUCUAGGAUCUUACUGGGCCAAAUUUUUAAAGGCCAUUUAUUUUCCAAAUUGUGAGUUCAUGGAGGCGAGGUUGGGGGCAAACCCAUCAUGGGCAUGGAGGAGUAUUAUGGAGGGACAGCAGGUUCUACAGGCUGGUUUGUUAUGGAGAGUUGGUUCAGGAGAAAUGGUUGAUAUCUGGAAUGAUAAUUGGUUACCAACCCAUGUCAAUUUCAAACUGCUGCACCCACUAUUGGAAGACUGUCCUUACAAUCGUGUUUCUCAGUUAAUUGAUUUUGAUAAUAGGAAAUGGAAUGAAUCUAUCAUUGAUCGGUAUGUCCACCCAGAAGAUAGAAAGGACAUUUAUCAACUUCAACUUAGUCUUUUUGCCACAGAGGAUAGACAAGUUUGGGGUCCAUCGAAGGUUGGGACCUUCAGUGUCAAGAGUGCCUAUCAUUUCCUUUGUAAUCAAUGGACGACUGAGGAAUUGGGGAGGGCAUCAUCAUCAACCUCACACUGA
Molecule: messenger RNA, 2439 nt
Organism: Telopea speciosissima
Lineage: Eukaryota; Viridiplantae; Streptophyta; Magnoliopsida; Proteales; Proteaceae
Exons: 5
Coding region: 1-2439 (812 amino acids)
Source: RefSeq, a predicted model, not a curated record